Dreissena polymorpha is the source of this 1722-nucleotide messenger RNA. RefSeq names its product elastase-1-like. The record is from RefSeq and is a predicted model, not a curated record. The coding region runs from base 118 to 1284 and encodes 388 amino acids. The transcript is spliced from 6 exons. Gene Ontology annotation, biological process: proteolysis. Gene Ontology annotation, molecular function: serine-type endopeptidase activity. NCBI's taxonomy places the organism in Eukaryota, Metazoa, Mollusca, Bivalvia, Myida, Dreissenidae.
AAAAAGCGAGGGUUAGAUCAAUCGUUAUUAUGGAAAUAAUGGAGACAAUCUCUCACUUCUUAUCAUUAGACAAUAUGUGAAACAAUGUUCCACGUUGAUUGAUAUUGAAUCAUUAUUAUGUUGAUUACCAGUAUGGAAGUUAGUGGAAUAACAAUAUUCAUGCUGUUGUUUUUCUCAGUAUUUGCAGGACGAUUAGUUGGUGUUGAUGCACGUGGAUAUUGGCAACCCAGCAAGCUUCUAUUAAAGACUAUCUCAUUCUCUGUGGUUCAAGAAAAAGACGCUGCCUCUGACCAAACGGCUUGCAAUAAGAUAAAUCGAAGCUCUCCGUUUGGUUGCAAUGGUUUCAAAUCCUUAAAGUCAAAACAAAGAGUGGAAAUAACUGACUUACUUCCAAAAUUACCUUCGUCGGAACCAAACACAAUACGAAAUGAGACAGCUGGACAAAAUUUUUCGAGCGAAGGACCGCUUCCCCAGAUAAACAUCAGCCUAGAUAAUACGUUGGCGGCACAAUCUACAGAGCAGAAUUCCACAAGCAUCUUAACGGAAGUAAUAAAAACAAAAAUAGUUGGCGGUGUUAACACUGAACCCCGAGACUGGCCCUGGCAGGCGUCCAUACAGUAUAGAGGCGACGACCAUCGCUGGUGGCACUUCUGUAGCGGAAGUUUGGUCUCCCCACGCUGGCUGGUCACUGCGGCCCAUUGCGUGGCACUCCUCAAGGAUCAUACCAUCCGGGUUGUAGUUGGCGAGUAUCGACUGAGCGUAUAUUCUCACAAUGAGCAGGUUGUCAACCCGGAGAAAAUUUAUAUGCACGGGUACUUCGAUGCAAGAACGCACCUGUAUGACAUUGCCAUGGUAAAGCUGACACACAACGUCUCCAUGACGUGGAACGUGCAGACAAUCCAAGCCAUAAGCCCGAGACAGGACACGGAGAACAACCACGCCAACUGCCACAUCUCUGGCUGGGGAAACGUCAUAGGCUCCACGACCGACGUGUUCCUGUCAGAUAUCCUGCUGCAGAGCCCCAUGAAAGUACUGCUCCACAGCGAGUGCAGCGUCCAUAACUACGAUCUAUCGAACUCCCAGCUGUGCGUGUUCAGCCACGUCGCGUCAGCCUGCACGGGUGACAGUGGCGGUCCGCUUGUGUGCGCCGUGGGGAGCGAAUGGCGGCUGACAGGUGUGGCGUCCUGGGUGGCUAGCAGCACGUGCGCGCCCUCCUAUCCAAACGUGUACACGCGCAUGUCUUUUUACAUAGACUGGAUGAACACUGUCAUCAACUCUAAGUAGAGCCCGUGCAUGCGCAUGGUGUUGUAUUUCGGCGUUUCCGGUGACUAUCACAACGACACCAUAGCGCUAUAUGGAGUGCCUUAAUUUUGUAUCUGCAAGUAAUCUCGUUCGGUUGCACUGAUGGUUACGGACUUUGAACCCCUAGGAAGACAAUAUGUUUUAUUUCAAUAUUGCAUAUGUUUUAAUAACUAUUGUAGACAAGUCAAAACAUAUCUUUAUCUUUGUUAAUAUUAUUCACGACAUUAAAACAAGAUAUUUCUAGUCAUGUCCUUUUCAGUAAUCGUUAUUUUCAAAGACUUCCACGAAGUUAGGGUUCAGCGCAAAAUCCAUUUGUUUUCAACUUCUAGUUGAAGAGGAAACGGCGUUUUACAAUUGUCAAUGUUAUUGAAAUCAGAAAUUUGCUUGUAUAUGUAAAUGCAUAUAGAUCUGAAAGUAUCA